UCGCGUGGCGGUGGGCGGGGCGACAGAGCCUAUAAAGGGAGCUGUUGGCGGGAGGCCUGCUCAGUCCUCCGUCGCUUCUCGUGUGUUUGCUCUGCCGCUGCUCCCGCUGGUGCUGCCGCCAAGAUGUUCGAGGCGCGGCUGGUGCAGGGCUCGGUGCUCAAGCGGGUGCUGGAGGCCCUCAAGGACCUCAUCACCGAGGCCUGCUGGGACCUGGGCUCGGGCGGCAUCAGCCUGCAGAGCAUGGACUCCUCGCACGUCUCCCUGGUGCAGCUCACGCUGCGCUCCGAGGGCUUCGACACGUACCGCUGCGACCGCAACAUCGCCAUGGGCGUCAACCUGUCCAGCAUGUCCAAAAUCCUGAAGUGUGCAGGGAAUGAGGACAUCAUCACCCUGCGGGCGGAGGACAACGCAGACACCUUGGCCCUGGUGUUCGAGGCACCGAAUCAGGAGAAGGUCUCGGAUUACGAGAUGAAGCUGAUGGAUCUGGACGUGGAGCAGCUCGGCAUUCCAGAGCAGGAGUACAGCUGCGUGGUGAAGAUGCCGUCGGCGGAGUUCGCGCGGAUCUGCCGCGACCUGAGCCACAUUGGCGACGCCGUCGUCAUCUCCUGCGCCAAGGACGGCGUCAAGUUCUCUGCCAACGGAGAGCUGGGCAACGGCAACAUCAAACUGUCCCAGACCAGCAACGUGGACAAGGAGGAGGAGGCUGUCACAAUAGAGAUGAACGAGCCAGUCCAGCUGACCUUUGCCCUGAGGUACCUGAACUUCUUCACCAAAGCCACCCCCCUGUCCCCUACAGUCACUCAGCAUGUCUGCAGACGUUCCUCUGGGUGA
Empidonax traillii (willow flycatcher) is the source of this 831-nucleotide messenger RNA. RefSeq names its product proliferating cell nuclear antigen-like. Gene Ontology annotation, cellular component: PCNA complex. The record is from RefSeq and is a predicted model, not a curated record. Lineage: Eukaryota; Metazoa; Chordata; Aves; Passeriformes; Tyrannidae. Gene Ontology annotation, biological process: mismatch repair; leading strand elongation; translesion synthesis. Gene Ontology annotation, molecular function: DNA polymerase processivity factor activity; DNA binding.